This is a messenger RNA of Ceratotherium simum simum (southern white rhinoceros), 1214 nucleotides long. Lineage: Eukaryota; Metazoa; Chordata; Mammalia; Perissodactyla; Rhinocerotidae. The record is from RefSeq and is a predicted model, not a curated record.
CAACCGGAGCUCCACCCUGGUCCCCCCACAACCAGGCGAGCCAGGAGAAGAGGGGGCCCGACCGUUCGCCAUGCGUGGAAAGGACUGCUCAGGUAAUCCAGACCGCAGUCCGCCCUCCAGGUCCUACGACUGCACUGAGUGCGGCAAGGCCUUCAGCCGUAGCUCGUCGCUGAUGAAGCACCAGCGGGUCCACACCGGGGAGAAGCCCUUCGCGUGCGCCGUGUGCGGGAAGCAGUUCCUCGAGCGGUCGUCCCUCACCAUCCACCAGCGGGUCCACACCGGGGAGAAGCCCUACGCGUGCGGGGACUGCGGCAAGGCCUUCAGCCAGCGCAUGAACCUCAUCGUGCACCAGAGGACGCACACCGGGGAGAAGCCGUACGCGUGCGGCGAGUGCGGGAAGGCCUUCCGGAAGACCUCCUCGCUCGCCCAGCACGAGAGGACCCACACCGGGGAGAAGCCCUACGCGUGCGGGGACUGCGGCAAGGCCUUCAGCCAGAACAUGCACCUCGUCGUGCACCAGAGGACGCACACCGGGGAGAAGCCGUACGUGUGCGGGGACUGCGGGCGCGCCUUCAGCCAGAACAUGCACCUGACGGAGCACCAGCGCACCCACACCGGCGAGAAGCCCUACGCGUGCGGGGACUGCGGCAAGGCCUUCAACAAGAGCUCCUCCCUCACGCUGCACCGGCGCAGCCACACGGGCGAGAAGCCCUACGUGUGCAGCGCGUGCGGCAAGGCCUUCAGCCAGAGCUCCUACCUCAUCCAGCACCAGCGCUUCCACCGCGGCGUGAAGCCCUUCGAGUGCAGCGCGUGCGGCAAGGCCUUCAGCAAGAACUCGUCGCUCACGCAGCACCGGCGCGUCCACACCGGCGAGAAGCCCUACGAGUGCCCCGUCUGCAGGAAGCACUUCGCGGGGCGCUCGUCGCUCGUCGUGCACCAGCUCGGCCACACGGGCGAGAAGCCCUACCGCUGCGGCGAGUGCGGCAAGGCCUUCAGCCAGAGCGCGUACCUCAUCGAGCACCAGCGCAUCCACACGGGCGAGAAGCCCUACCGCUGCGGCCAGUGCGGCAAGGCCUUCAUCAAGAACUCGUCGCUCACGGUGCACCGGCGGAUCCACACCGGGGAGAAGCCCUACCGCUGCGGCCAGUGCGGCAGGACCUUCAGCCGCAACACCAACCUCACGCGCCACCUGCGGAUCCACACCUAGGGGCGGG